AUGGAUUUUGAAACGUCGUUUGAGGAAUUCGUCGAAGAUAAACGAUUCAUUGCCCUAGAGGUAUCUGAUAAUGAUGAUGAUUAUGACACUGAUCUGACUGCUGAUACCGCCGACGAGCUGGAGAACUCUGCCAUUUUAAAGUUGAGAGACUCCAAAGCAUCCUUGAACGUUACCACCGGUAAUAAUACAUCAAGGAAGACGACUGCCACUUCUAAAAAACGAUGGUCUCUAUUGUCCAACCACUCCGCCGUUUCAUCAUCCAAAUCUAAGAAAAGAUGGUCUGUGCUUUCUUCGAGCUUUACCAGUGAAUCCCACAAGGACAGAGAAUCGAGAAACGCUUUGCAACAAAAAAGAAAGUCCUUGCAAAGUUAUUCAAGCUUGGAUACAGUCGCAUCUAAUAGCUCUAUCUCUGCUUCUUCUUCUUUGAAAAGAUCGUCCACGGGUCUUUCUCUCAGGCAACUAUUUACUAAGAUAGGCAUAAACGAUGAGAUAUCACAACCUGGGAUUGGAAUUCCACAAGGUAAGGAAAAUCUACCUCCAGCUCUGGGGAAGAAAACUUCAUCUAUUGCUCCCACCAGCUCAGAAAACAGACUUAGGACGCCAUUGAAACCGCUUGUUAAUCAUUCAAAAAGGUCUACUCUACAACUACAACAGCAACAACCAUUGUAUAAUGCAUCGUUGUCCUCAAGAAGAUCGUCAAUUUCUUCCACUGUUUCUUCUGCCAGCUCCUCUAAAUGGAGGUUCUGGAAGAGAGAUAAGGGCCAGACACCCGCAAUGUUGCAAGCAGAUCACCAUUCUUUAAAAUCCUUUCCGGCGGUAAACCGUCGUGAUUCCAUGACGCCUGUUGAGCCACGGAAUAAGGCCAAACACAAGACUUCCUUUUCAGACUUCCAUAAAGCUAUUUUCAGCUCAAAUACAUAUUCCGAAAGUAGUGACACAGUAUCAUCCAUGGAGACGACUUUAAAAAAUAAAGCAUCUUCUUCAAGUCUAUCCUUGAACGUAUUGAAGAAAAGGAGCUCGCAAUCAAGUUUGAAGCACAAGAGCUCACAUGCAUCCUUACAAAAAUUCAAAAGGAACAAGGGGAAGUCUUCCAUGAUGCCACCAUCCACAGCAACUAAUAGUAGCAAUGAUGAUUCCUGCAGUUAUAGUUCCAAGAAUUCUGCCUUGAGUCAUCGAAUCUCGUUACCUGUGCCAGACCAAGUUUCCCGCGAUAAAAUACAAAAUAAAUUAAGGAAUUCAACCUCGUUGCUCUCAUUAACUUCCAAAUCAUCUUUACCAAUGAACAAAAAUGACCACGAUGAGACACUUCUAAGACAAAUUUUACAAAAUUGUGAUAUAAAAAGAAUUUUAAACCCUGCAAAAGGAGAUAUAUUGCCUUUAAUCAAUGAUGUAAAUCAUCUGUCAUCGAUACAGCUAACAUCGCAUGUCUGGCAAAUUGGUGAAGUAAUUUGUAAAAAAGUCUCUCUCGGCCCUAUUGAUGACAUUACAUGGGAUAGAAAGUCUUUAUCUUUACAGGAAUUGGAGAAACUCAAAAUUAUGAAACAAAAAUUUAAUGGCACACCGCAAUUAUUGAAAAGUUUUGUUGUUAAAGAGGCAAAUGGUGCGUUGUAUUUGUACUUACUGUUUAAAGAUCACGGUACCCCAAUUUCCUUAAUCUCACUGAAAAAUUGGAAGCAGAUCUUAAAGAUUUUUUGGUCUUGUGUUGGUAUAAUCCAUGGGUUGGAAACAAAUUUGAAGUUUGAACAUCGCAAUCUUACUUUGGAUAAUAUUCUAAUAGAUGGUAAUGGGAAUAUAACAAUUAUUGACUUCAAAUGCAGUAGAUUGCAAACGCCUCAAGACGAUGUUAUAUUCCUACGAUUGGAUCACCCACUCUUUUUCCUGAAUGGAAAAGAUAAGAGUAAAAUUAAUGAAUACCAAUAUCAAUUUGAGUUUGAAAUCUAUCAGAGUAUGCGUGUCUCGUUGAACAUGGACGCGUCAGCCUUUGAGCCCAUGACGAACUUGUAUUGGUUAUACUAUUUGUCACGGGUCUUACUAAAGUUGGGUGACAGAAAGCUUGGUAAGAAUGAUAUAAACAGGGAUAAAAUGGCUAGGGUGAUAAGUCAUUUGGAAACGAACUUGGCAGUUCAUAAAAGAGGGGGGCAAUUAUUCAAGAGAUUGGAGACCGCGGACAUUAAGAAUACUGGAGAUUUACUAAAACUUUAUAAAUAA
This is a messenger RNA of Saccharomyces paradoxus, 2208 nucleotides long. RefSeq names its product protein kinase ALK1 (gene ALK1). The transcript has a single exon. Gene Ontology annotation, biological process: intracellular signal transduction; mitotic cell cycle. Gene Ontology annotation, molecular function: histone H3T3 kinase activity. Lineage: Eukaryota; Fungi; Ascomycota; Saccharomycetes; Saccharomycetales; Saccharomycetaceae. Gene Ontology annotation, cellular component: cytoplasm; nucleus. Bases 1 to 2208 code for a protein of 735 amino acids. The record is from RefSeq and is a predicted model, not a curated record.